Messenger RNA from Gossypium raimondii (Peruvian cotton), 1053 nucleotides. RefSeq lists its product as uncharacterized. NCBI's taxonomy places the organism in Eukaryota, Viridiplantae, Streptophyta, Magnoliopsida, Malvales, Malvaceae. Gene Ontology annotation, molecular function: nucleic acid binding. The transcript is spliced from 3 exons. Bases 1 to 1053 code for a protein of 350 amino acids. The record is from RefSeq and is a predicted model, not a curated record.
AUGAAGAAAGAUAUAGUCGAGUAUGUUAGUAAAUGCUUGACUUGUCAGCGGGUAAAAGUAGAACAUCAGGUACCAACAGGUUUGUUACAGCCUAUUACUAUUCCUGAGUGGAAAUGGGAUUGCAUUACCAUGGAUUUUGUUACGGGAUUGCCAUUGUCAGUGAGUAAAAAGAAUGCCAUUUGGGUGAUUGUCGAUCGACUCACAAAGUCAGCUCACUUUAUAACAGUUAGAACUGACUGGUCACUACAGAAGCUUGCCGAGGUUUAUAUUCGGGAAAUUGUUAGAUUACAUGGUUGGGAACGAUAUCUGCCACUAGCAGAAUUUGUUUAUAAUAAUAGUUUUCAAUCUAGUAUUCAAAUGGCUCCAUAUGAAGCACUUUAUGGUCGAAGCUGUCGAUCACCAGUGUGUUGGACAGAGUUAAAAGAAAGAAAAGUGAUUGGGGUGGAAUUGAUUCAAGAAACAGAAGAAACAGUUAAAAAGAUUAAAGAUAGACUAAAAGCCGCUUUCGACAGACAGAAAUCUUAUGCAGAUCUGAAACGACGAGACAUUGAAUAUUCUGUUGGUGAUAAAGUAUUCCUCAAAGUAUCGCCGUGGAAGAAAAUUUUGAGAUUUGGUCGGAAGGGAAAAUUGAGUCCACGCUUUAUCGGGUCGUAUGAGAUUGUGGAAAGAAUUUGGCCUGUUGCUUAUCGACUAGCCUUACCUCCAGAAUUACAGAAAAUUCAUGAUGUUUUUCAUGUUUUGAUGCUUCGGAGAUAUAGAUCGGAUCCUUCUCAUAUCAUUCCCACUAAAUACAUUGAAAUUCGAUCUGAUUUAACAUAUGAAGAAGAGCCGGUUCAGAUAUUAGCACGAGAAGUGAAAGAAUUAAGAAAUAAACGGGUCCCUUUAGUAAAAGUUUUAUGGAGAAGUCAUAGUGUGGAAGAAGCGACUUGGGAACCGGAAGAGACGAUGAGAGCACAAUAUCCUCAUCUCUUCUCAGACUGUUAUUUCCGCAUGCAGUCGAUAGAAGUCAAAGGUCCCGGUUCAGCAUCCAGACUAAUCCCGACUUCAGCAUAA